GUAACUAACGAUUACCCUGUCAACACGCGCGAGUAAACAUGGCCGUCAUACUUGCACGUUGUAGAGCGAUCUCUGAUGUUUUCAUGAAGCAUUUGGCAUUAACCACACCUGGGGAACCAUAAGGCCACACCUAGAAUAUAGAUCCAGCUCUUGGUUGACAGCAAACAGGUCGCAUCAACAGACCAUGGAUGUAAUUCAAAACCAAGCACCAAUAACAUCACUGUUGCCAUGAGAACAACACCAGUGGAUGGAGGAAACAACAGAUAUCACCCUAGAGAAUGUACAGCACUCAUACAAGCUAAAAAUAUAGACGUCUGAAAGUCAUCUCAUGGGCACCAGACAGAAAUGGUUCUCCAUGAGAAGGCUGAAACGAUCCAGCUUUGUGAAAGAGAUGCAUUAACUACAAAAAUUGUAUGAAACAAAACUGCCAGGAAAUGUCUGUUCAAGAACCAGAAUAACCUUCCUUUUAAAAGAAAAAAAAAAACAAGCUAUAUCUUAAUUCCAUAUGCAUAACAGCAAUGUAAAAGGGAUAAUCCAGCAACAUAAGGAACAACACUGUUGUAGCUGCCUAACUGAAAUUGAAGCAAUUGUCCAUGCUUCAUUCAUUCUCUUGACUGGAGCUGGUCAUUGGAGGGAGCACAUUGAUAGACAUAGCAGCUGAUAAGGCCAGCCACAUGCCUGUCUUGAGCAAUGGGAGAAGGUCCAUGUUUGUAAGCCAGUUCUUCUUCUGGCCACAUUGGUGUUGACCACCUUCUAAGGUACUUGUGCCAGGUCACAUGACAAACCAGACCAGCUUACGCCACUUGGCUGUUAUGAGUAAGGGUUUCUGGCAUCCAAUCAAGUGUGGCAAUCAUGCUUCAUACAAAGUCUUUGAUUUUAUGUACCUUGUAUGAGAUCUAAAGCAGCCUCUUGAAUUGUAUCAACAAGUAGAGUCAACGUUUCAUAUCUAUAAAACAGGAUCGGUACUGUGAGGGACUUGUUUGGAUUGUACAUGUUAUGGGUGUACCAGACCCUCUCCAGUCUAGCCACUACUGCGUUGAAUGUUUUAGUUACUAUUCUGGAGAGUCUAGACUAAAGGCCUGGAGAAAGUCUCAUUGAUUGGAUCCAACUCUAAAAUAAUCGGUUCACAUGUUUGAUGAGUCAGUCUUGUUUUCUUAGGUUAAUUGUAGCAUAGGCAUUUCUAAUAUCAGCGUACUAUUUUUGUCAGCAAAGUGGUUUAAAAGCUACAUAAGCCAGUUGGAGCCUGGUGCACAUCAGAACAUAUUGCUUUGGCUUGUCAGUGUUGUGCAUCUCAUCCUCAAAGGAGCAGUUAACCAUUUCUCAACAUGACUCUGCCUUAAGAGCAUCACACAUUUGAAAUCGGGACAAGGAUGCAAAGGAACCAUUUCAGGAUGCACGAUGCUUCAUCAGCAUGUCUCAGUCUAUCCAAUCUCCUGAUGCUCCCAAACCACCACCUGGCCCAUUUGUGAAGUUUAUGCAUGAGAAGUAUUCAGAAAUUCAAAAGAAUAACCCAGGUGCCAAUAUGCAUAAAAUAAGCAAGAUUGCAAGUCAACUAUGGCAGGAACUAGACCCAGAGGAGCGAAAUGCAUACAAGUUACAUGCACAAGAAGAAUAUCAGGACUACAAACAGAAGUAUUUGGUGUUUUUAGAUGGACUCAGUGAGCAAGAAAAAGCUCAGCUACAUAAUGAUACACGUGCACAAAGGGCACAUCGAGAAAGAUUUAAAGAAAAACAAGAGUUUCGCAAUCUGGGAAAGCCAAAGAAACCACCAAACGCAUUCAUGCUGUUUGUGAGAUCUUCUCGGCUUGAACGGGGUGAUACAUCUAUGAUUCAAUUUAAUAAACGUCUUGCAGAUUACUGGCACAAUAUUCCCAAAGAGGAGAAAGAGAUAUAUGAGGAAGAUGCCAAGGUUAGAAGAGAACAGUACUUCAAGGAAUUAGAAGAGUGGGAGAAGAAAAUGAUAGAAAUGAGACGGGAAGAUGUUGUUCGCAGAAAAUUUCUUGCUAAAUUCAAAAGAACUUUUGUUUCUUAAGUAGCAAAGAAAUCCUUCCCAUCAGCCAAAAGACAGAAGACAAUCUCGGUAUCGCCAGCUUCCAGAAGGAAAGUCACAAAGAAGUCACACGUUUCAGAAGAAUAACAGAUUCUUGAAUUGUUCUGAUGCAUUUGUUUCAUGCAUAUGUCUUAUUCUCUUCGUGUAGACCUCUUUGACAGAUGUGUUUGCUUUCCAGUGAAGGAAUUUGGAUAAAGUGUCUGAGUAUCACCAGCAUCCAGAAGGAAAGUCACAAAAAGCCACACAUUUUAGGAGAAUCAGAAGCUGAUUCCUGAUAUAUUUUGAUAUCUUUGUGUCAUGUUUUUUUUUUCCCAGUAAAGUAAUUGUGGUAAUUUUGCAAGCUCUAAAUAACAUUAAAAUGUAUUUUGCCAAACAACAUAAACAAGGAGAGGGAGGAGUUUUUUGUUUGUUAAGGACGGAUUUCUUUUUACCUUUCUUUUUUAAACAGACAUCAGCUCUGCAUGGAGAAGUGGGUUUUUUUUAAUCAACUCAUCAGAGUAGCUUGUCUAAGUUAAAGGUGUCAGCUGAUUGUAAUCCUGGGAAAGCAAUAGCUUAAUUUUUUUUCCAUUUAUGUUUCUUUGGUUCCAACAGGUGAAAAUGGCAGACAAAAUUUCAUUAAGCUGACUGAUUUUAUGUUACAUGUAACCUGAGUGAUUCGUUAGUGAAUGUGUGUGCAUGCAUGCAUUCAGAAAAAAAGUGUGAUCUGGGUCUUUUUAUAUGAUGAUGACCAAGUUUGUAGUGUGUCACUGAAAGGUAGAAAUGUGUAUGAAAAAAAUUAAAGGACUUUUGAUGGCUGUUGACAUUGAACUCUAUUUUGGAUGUAAUAAUGUACAGGUAUCAUAUGAGAACUUCUCCCAGCAUUAUAUAAUGAGGGUAUUGAGUAAAUUAUCAUUUGAUGUUAGUAAAAUUCAGAAUUCACUGAACAUGUAUUUAGAAUUAAAUACCCAUGAUCUUUCUCUAUUGGCAAAUACCUAAAUUUAUGAAUGGGUUAAGAGUUUCUGGACGUUUUUGUUGUUUUUUUUUUUGCAUAGAAUGAUCAUUUCUGAGAGGCAUUUUAGAGCUUGUGAAAGCCUCAAAGCAGAAUGGACUUUGGGAACUAUUCCGAGAGAACUAGAUAAGCAUGAUGCGCAUGCUUGUAGUGCUGGCCAGUAACCCCAAUGUUCAGUAGAUGACCCAAAUCCUUACUGGGUUAGUUUUUAUUUAUGAUGAAUAGAAAGCAGCUUGAGUGAAAGCUAGAGAGUGUAACUCUUAAUAAAAAUCAGUUCCGAAGACAGCCCGAGUCCUUACUGGGCUAGCUUUUAUUUGUGAUGAGUAGGAAACCGACUCGUUGAUUAGCUUGAGUGAAAGCUAGAGACAUACUCUUAAUAAAAGUACUGACAGUUUUGUAAAGCUGUUGAAUUGUGUGCCUCAGACUCUGUAUGUAAAUGAAUUAAAUUUGAAAGGAAAUUUAGACUGCAA
Molecule: messenger RNA, 3508 nt
Organism: Pomacea canaliculata
Lineage: Eukaryota; Metazoa; Mollusca; Gastropoda; Architaenioglossa; Ampullariidae
Product: transcription factor A, mitochondrial-like
Exons: 8
Coding region: 1412-2032 (206 amino acids)
Molecular function (GO): transcription cis-regulatory region binding
Source: RefSeq, a predicted model, not a curated record